Messenger RNA from Pseudophryne corroboree (corroboree frog), 1599 nucleotides. RefSeq names its product histone H3. Gene Ontology annotation, molecular function: DNA binding; protein heterodimerization activity; structural constituent of chromatin. Lineage: Eukaryota; Metazoa; Chordata; Amphibia; Anura; Myobatrachidae. The transcript has a single exon. Bases 51 to 461 code for a protein of 136 amino acids. The record is from RefSeq and is a predicted model, not a curated record. Gene Ontology annotation, cellular component: nucleosome.
UCUCUAUAUGUAUUCGUUUUUUUGCCUUUAGACGUGUUUCGUGAGGAGAGAUGGCCAGGACCAAGCAGACCGCCCGCAAAUCUACCGGAGGUAAAGCUCCCCGCAAGCAGCUGGCAACCAAGGCUGCUCGGAAAAGCGCCCCAGCUACCGGCGGCGUGAAGAAGCCUCACCGCUACCGUCCCGGGACUGUUGCUCUCAGAGAGAUCCGCCGCUACCAGAAAUCCACCGAGCUGCUGAUCCGCAAGCUGCCCUUCCAGCGAUUGGUGCGUGAGAUCGCCCAAGACUUCAAGACCGACCUGCGCUUCCAGAGCUCUGCCGUUAUGGCCCUACAAGAGGCCAGUGAGGCUUAUCUGGUGGGGCUGUUCGAGGACACCAACCUGUGCGCCAUCCACGCCAAGAGGGUAACCAUCAUGCCCAAAGACAUCCAGCUAGCCCGCAGAAUCCGAGGGGAGAGGGCAUAGACACUCGGCACUCCUAUACACGCAGCAACACAAAGGCUCUUUUCAGAGCCACCAAAUCCUUCUAAACCAGCUGAAGCAUAAGUUACACAAUGGUGUUUAAUUGGACGGAUACCACCUCCUUUAGCUCUGCCCAGGCUCCUCGUAGUUAGUAGCCACAAAGCUCACGGCCUAUAUCCCUUAAUUACCCGCACCUUCCUUCCAGCUUGCCGCUGCCCUGGAACAGUGGCGGGAGCCUCCUCAAUUCAGCGUGCAGUCAGGGCACAGGGGGCUACUAGUCUUCACCAUGAAAGGUUAGAGUUGAUCAAGUGUAAGGGAACGUUUUAAUAAGGCUCCAUGAGCACUUUUCUAUGGAAGUAAAUGCCUGUAAGGCGGCUCUUUAUAGAGUCCUCUACCGAGGAACUUGCCCUACACAUCUAGUACCUCCCUUAAUGAAUCUGGGGGUCAAGCAUUUAGCCGUGCAGCUCCGAUUCUAUGGAACUCACAUCCCCGCAUAGCUCGAGAGGCCCCCGCUCUAGAAUCUUUCAUACACACUCAUCACUCUCUAAAUGUCCAUUUAGUAUCUCCUGCAUAGCUUCCCUGCGCUCCACGGUUUCUGUGCUGUAUUGUAUUAAUUUAAUUUGUUUAGCGCUAUAAGUCCUAUUGCAGAAAGAACAUUAUGGAAAUAACAUUGUUAUGUCUGCGCUCUACUGCUUGUUACACGCAAGGGUCUGAUUUACUUCCCGUCAGAAGCACAACGCCAAGUACGAUACUCGCACCUUUCCCGCUAAACAGCGGGCUACUUACUCCCACAUCAACACAAAGGCUCUUCUAAGAGCCACCCACCUCCUCUCUAAUCGGGCUGAAACUAUGAUGGGUAUUAUAUGUGCUACUUGCAAAUCUGCCUUAUUGUAUCUCCGCUUCCAUGAACUGUAUAUUCACUUCCAAACUAAAGCGGGGUCAUAUAGUCAUCAUAUUACAGAUGUCAGCAUUAGUGCUUACAUAAAGCAAUCCAUAGAGCAGUGACUGCCCGUGUAGCUGCUGCAGAACUAGAGAAUUAUUGUAUCUUAUUCCAAUGUUACAAAGUAUCAGUAGAUUGUAGCAAUUGGUCCCGUUGUUCGUAUCACUUUGAAUCUCCUAUAAACACAGUUGCUAAAAGGUU